CAGACGAGGUAAAGGACGUGGAUAUGAAGACUCAUGUCACCUGUAACUGUCAACGUCCUGAAAUCUCUCAAGAAACCAAGGCACCUUCCGUACCAGGGAAUUCCCAGAGAAGUCCGGUACAGAUAGAACGGAGAGCCACUAUGUUGAGGGAGUGUGAACGACUAGGGAAAAACUACACCGGGACACUACCCGACUCCAAAAUUAAAACUCAUAUGAUUUACGACGAAAAAUCAAACCUAGUGUUCUGUGACCUACCAAAGGUCGGGUCAACUUUCCUCAAACAGGUCCUCCAUAUUGUGGCAGGGCAUCGCCGUGAAAAGGAUCCGUUUAGUAUAGAAGGAAGCGCAGUGCACAGGAUACCGUUUACGACAUUCAGUAAACUACCGUACGACCAGGCCCUGAAGUAUCUGGUACAUUCUAUCAAGUUCCUGUUCGUCCGAGACCCAUAUUCCAGAAUGCUUUCGGGAUAUGUAGAUAAGCUUUACACAAAUAACUAUAUAUUCUGGGAAAAGACUGGUACGGACAUCGUGAAAAAUCACAGGGUGAACGCGACUAAACGUUCCAAGAAAUGCGGCCAUGAUAUUACAUUCUCGGAAUUCCUUCAGCACGUGAUCAGGUCGGAAACUUCCGAUAAACAUCGGGAUCCACACUGGUAUCCAAUGUACGACGCCUGUCGUCCCAUGUAGUCUGGAAUAUGACAUCAUCGGAAAGAUCGAAUCAUUCCAAGAAGAUCUGGCGGACUUCCUAAAAAGUCAAAAUUUGGAAAACAUUGUUGACAUUUCUAAUAUGAAUCAGGGCAACGAUAACGUGGCUAUCUCCGUCACGGUCAAUAGAGCGUUUGAAGCGGUCAGAGAAAGGCCCAAAUGUAUUCCGUUACGGCAUGCACUGAUUCGUGCGUGGAAAGUCCUUCAAAUUCGCGGAGUUCUAAGUCCAUUGUCCGAGUUUCCGUACGAUAUGAUCAAGGAAAAUCCAAACAUCACACAACCGAGAUUUUUAGAUGUAGUCGUGAAGGAAAUGAAACGUAGCCCAAUGACCCAAUCAGAGAAAGCGUUGUCAAGACAACAGGCAUUGAUACAUGCUUAUAAAUCUGUAUCACAAAAAAACUUGGACAAGUUCACGACUGUGUUUCACCCCGAUUUCUCUGUAUUUGGAUACCAGAAAACCAUUGGAAAGAAGGAUGAGAGAUUGUUAAGCUGGGAUCCGUUCAAACUUCAAUUUUGACCUGACGUUCUCCGUACCAAGUUGAUUAUUUCCGCUAUAUUGUCACUGGCAUUACGAGUGGAUCAAGCUUUUGUUCACAAACUUGACACAGAUACUUAUAAUUUGACUCAUUGUUCCCUUUGUUCAUUAACAUUAACCCAAUAUUCUCCGUGACUCAAUAUUUCUCUAACAAUAUCAAGAUUUUCAAUAAAAACAUUAC
Pecten maximus is the source of this 1420-nucleotide messenger RNA. RefSeq names its product carbohydrate sulfotransferase 11-like. The record is from RefSeq and is a predicted model, not a curated record. The transcript is spliced from 2 exons. Gene Ontology annotation, biological process: carbohydrate biosynthetic process. Lineage: Eukaryota; Metazoa; Mollusca; Bivalvia; Pectinida; Pectinidae. The coding region runs from base 24 to 686 and encodes 220 amino acids. Gene Ontology annotation, cellular component: membrane. Gene Ontology annotation, molecular function: sulfotransferase activity.